ACGAUGUUUAAAGCAGUUUGUUAUUGACUUAACACUUUACAUUCACCCCAUAUGUUACGACCGAUUGUUUUUCGAAAUUUAAAGGAAAUAAAUUAACUUCGACGCAAUGAAAGUGUUCGUUUGCUUGCUGUUGGCUGCAACGCUGAGCCAAGCGAAAGUGCAUAAACGCGCUGCUGGUGAUCAGAAUCCCAAAGUGUUCUCCGCCUUGGAUGUCCUGAGUAACGGCAAGACGAAGCUGGAUGCCGGUCAGCGUGCCGAACUGUGGAAGAACGCGCAAGCUGGUCAGGAUUAUCCCACGCUCACCGCCAUCCCGGCUGCCGGUGUCGACUGCGCCUCCGUCAAACCCGGUUUCUACGCUAACGACGGUGUCGGCAAAUGCCAGGCUUUUGACCGUUGCGAUGUUAAUGGCAACCUUACCAGCUACCUGUGCCCCAACAUGACACUCUUCAACCAAAUUACCCUGAUCUGCGAUUGGUUCUUCAAUGUGGAUUGUACCAAAGUCCGUCAGUUCUAUGAUUAUUCCAACAGCCGCCUGUACCAGGAGAAUUCGCCCCUGCUGGAUGAUGAACCGGAAUAUGUCCAGGUUGCUACCGGUGCUGCAGCAUCUUCGUCGAGAUCCGCCUCUGGCUCCGUGACCGUCAAGAAGGCCGUCCCCAAGGGAAAACCGAAGCGGGAAGCUAAACACCAAAGGGAGAAGCGUGACAGUGGCAAACAAGACCACAAGGGCUUUUCUGGUUUCGAAUUCAUGGCUAGUGGACAGAAGUCACAGAACAAACUUGAUGCUGGACAAAAGCUUAUCGUAGCAGUAACGUUGCCAGUUGUUCUGAUCAAACUUUUGAUCUGAUAUGAAUUAUUUUUGAUGUGUUAAAAAUUGUGGACAAUCAUGUGGUUCGGCGCAACAUCCGUACGGCACCAGAUUUUGCACACUGGAGCAGCGCAAAUAUUGUUGUUCGACUCAUGAUUAGCCAUUGUCGAUGUGCGAAAGUAAUUAUAAAAUAAAAUAAUA
Messenger RNA from Paramacrobiotus metropolitanus, 1006 nucleotides. RefSeq lists its product as uncharacterized. NCBI's taxonomy places the organism in Eukaryota, Metazoa, Tardigrada, Eutardigrada, Parachela, Macrobiotidae. The transcript has 4 exons. Bases 107 to 844 code for a protein of 245 amino acids. Gene Ontology annotation, molecular function: chitin binding. The record is from RefSeq and is a predicted model, not a curated record. Gene Ontology annotation, cellular component: extracellular region.